AUGGCUGACAACCCAGAUAGAACGCAAACACCAAUAAUCUUUGCACCAAAGACAUAUCAAUAUGAUAAAUCCACUUUGAAGGAAGCAGACCUUCUCCCUGAUCCAAUUGAUCAAUUCACGAAAUGGUUCGAGGAAGCCAAGAAGGAUCCUCGAGAAACACUGCCUGAAGCAAUCACUUUUGCCUCUGCUGAAUUACCUAGUGGUAGAGUCUCAUCAAGAAUCUUAUUAUUUAAGGAAUUAGAUCACCGUGGGUUCACCAUCUAUUCCAAUUGGAUGACUUCUAGAAAAGCCGAGGAUAUCAAGUCAAACCCACAUGGUGCCAUUAAUUUCUUUUGGAAGGAUUUACAAAGACAAGUUAGAGUGGAAGGUCUUACGGAGCAUGUCAAUCGUGAAACCUCAGAACGUUACUUCCACACGAGACCUCGUGGUUCCAAGAUCGGUGCCUGGGCCUCACCUCAAUCGAAAGAAUUGAAAGACAGAGCCGAAUUGGAUGAAUUAGCAAAGAAGAACGCAGAAAGAUUCGUGAAUGUAGAAGAUAUACCAUGUCCAGAUUAUUGGGGUGGGUUAAGAAUUGUUCCCUUAGAAAUUGAAUUCUGGCAGGGAAGACCAAAUCGUUUGCAUGAUCGUUUUGUUUACAGAAGAGCUUCAGAGCACGAUCCAUGGAAGAUCGUAAGAUUGGCACCAUGA
Molecule: messenger RNA, 687 nt
Organism: Naumovozyma castellii
Lineage: Eukaryota; Fungi; Ascomycota; Saccharomycetes; Saccharomycetales; Saccharomycetaceae
Gene: PDX3
Product: pyridoxamine-phosphate oxidase PDX3
Exons: 1
Coding region: 1-687 (228 amino acids)
Source: RefSeq, a predicted model, not a curated record